Messenger RNA from Anthostomella pinea, 1164 nucleotides. The record is from the annotation of a GenBank genome assembly. NCBI's taxonomy places the organism in Eukaryota, Fungi, Ascomycota, Sordariomycetes, Xylariales, Xylariaceae.
AUGCGUCUUCCUCACUAUGCCUCGCUCCUCUGCGCAGUCCAGACCUGGGCAUUCCAAUUCCCACGAACACCCAUCUUCUCACCAGGCCAGAGACCUAUGUAUGGGCUCGCCAACGACCAUGAUAUCGAUAUCGUGACGGGAAGCCAGUUCAAUGGAUUGACCACGUUUGCACACCUGCCAUACGUCCAUUGUUUCUCGGACGAAGGGGCGCAGGGGAAUAAAUACGACAUUGCGAUCUUGGGUGCGCCGUUCGAUACAGGUGUCACGGCCAGACCAGGAGCUCGAUACGGUCCCGUAGCCAUUCGGAUUGGCAGCCAGAGGAUAGAUGCCGAAUUCGCGUGGAGUGUAUAUACCGGCAUAAAUCCUCUCAAGUCGUGGGCCAAAGUCGUGGACUGCGGAGACGUGCCAAUGGUUUGGCUGGAUAACAACGUCGCGCUGGCGCAACUGCACAAAGCCCACAAGGUUGUAUCGGGCAGAGGGGCGUCCAACGAGAGUUAUUCCCUCACCCCAAGGAUUGUCACACUCGGAGGCGACCACACGACCACAUUGUCGGCUCUGAGAUCUACGCAUCAGCGAUGGGGAAGAGUCUCAGUAAUCCAUUUCGAUAGCCAUAUAGAUACCUGGGAUCCGGCUGUACUUGGAGGUGGGAUAUCAGACUACGCGGGUCUCAACCACGGCACGUUCCUACACAUCGCCCACGAAGAGGGCCUAAUCCACAAGACCUCAAUCCACGCCGGUAUCCGAGCCCCCCUCGCACGCCGCAAAGGCGACCUCCGCAACGACGUGCGAUGCGGCUUCGCCAUGGUCACAGCGCGCGACCUAGACACACUGGGCGUACCGGGCACAAUCUCACGCAUCAAGGAGCGCGUCGGCGGCUCCAAGGUCUACAUCAGCGUCGAUAUCGACGUAUUGGACCCUGCAUUCGCGCCCGCGACCGGAACGCCCGAGCCCGGCGGCUGGUCGACGCGCGAGCUGCUGACGAUCCUCGAUGGGCUGUCCGGGCUGGACAUCGUGGGCGGCGACGUCGUGGAGGUGUCGCCAAUUUACGACACGCGCGGGGAGACGACCGCACUCGCGGCCUCCGAGGUUGCUUUAUCGCUGAUCGAGCUCAUGGUUGAGAAUCCGGUCAAGUCGCUUGCCGACUCCGACGCUUUGCACAUGUAA